UUCAUCCAUUUUACAAACAUUUCCAGGCUGCAAUGGGAGGGCUUUACCUCUCCUUGAAGGAUGAAUAAAUAGUGACAACCUGUACAGUGAAACAAGGCCCCGCUCUACUGGUACUGAGCAGACUCAACAUGGAGAGGACAGUUAUCUGUCUCAUGGUCAUUUUCUUGGGAACAGGGGCCCAUAAGCCAAGUUCCCCAAGGCCUGACCGCCUCAUGAUCAGAAUGAAUCAACUUAUAGACAUUGUUGACCAGCUGAAAAACUAUGUGAAUGACUUGGACUCUGAAUUCCUGCCAGCUCCACAAGAUGUAAAGGGACACUGUGAGCAGUCAGCUUUCUCAUGUUUUCAGAAGGCCAAACUUAAGGCAGCAGAUAAAGGAGAAAAUGGGAAGAUAAUCCAAGGAUUCAUCAAACAGCUGAAGAGGAAACUACCUCCGACAAAAGCAGGGCAAAGAGAGAAACAAAAACUUAUAUGUCCUUCAUGUGAUUCUUAUGAGAAAAAACCCCUCAAAGAAUUCCUCGAAAGACUGAAAUCUCUUCUCCAAAAGAUGAUUCACCAGCGUCUGUCCGGGAGCCCUGGGGCGUGAGGAUGGUUGGGGAUUUCACUGCAGUUGGACACUAUACUACAGACUCUAACACAGCCUGAAACUCACCUCUCCUAUUCCAAGCAGAGAAGUCCAAUGUAUGCAGAAAGUAUGCAAAGUUAGGAUUCUCUCUCCAAUUAUGAUAUGGUACUUUACUUUAUGCUGUUUGGUCAUUUUGGAAAAACUUUCUAAUCAGCUGGAGUCUGAAUUCUUGUUAUGGACCAUU
Dipodomys spectabilis (banner-tailed kangaroo rat) is the source of this 807-nucleotide messenger RNA. RefSeq names its product interleukin 21 (gene Il21). The transcript has 5 exons. NCBI's taxonomy places the organism in Eukaryota, Metazoa, Chordata, Mammalia, Rodentia, Heteromyidae. Gene Ontology annotation, biological process: immune response; positive regulation of natural killer cell mediated cytotoxicity. Gene Ontology annotation, molecular function: cytokine receptor binding. The coding region runs from base 129 to 584 and encodes 151 amino acids. Gene Ontology annotation, cellular component: extracellular region. The record is from RefSeq and is a predicted model, not a curated record.